CCGUGACUUGAACUCCUUUUAUACUCUUUCUCUUCUUCUAUUUUCUUCUCCCACUUGGCUUCCAACACCAUCGACUUCUUCCUCACGGUUUCGUUCAAAUUCUUCUUAUCUUUUCAUCUCAAUCGACAAAUCAUUCGGUUGCAAUUAUCUAUGGAGUCUUUUGAGCCCAACGUAGAUUCAAGUAAUUCAGAAACGAUGCGAGAAUCUAAUCAAAAGAAGCGCAGGAAAAUCGGAGACCACGCCGCCGAUCACAAUUCCGCCAACGCUGUCCCUUGGAGAUCCGAGGCGGAGCAACGGAUCUACUCUCGCCGCCUCGUCGAGGCUCUCCGCCGGACUCCAUCAUCGGUUGCCAGGCCUGCGGCCGCCGGCCAGGUCCGCGAGACCGCAGACCGAAUUCUCGCUGCCACCGCCAGAGGCCGAACGCGGUGGAGUCGCGCGAUUCUGGGCCGGUGGAGGAAGCUUCGCACGCAGCACAAGAAGGCGAAGAAGACAUCGUCCACCGGAUUGAAGAGAGCGAGGAUCAACAGCGGAGAGAGGAGGAACCGGUUACCGGCUGUGCAGAAGAAAGCGCGCGUUCUCAGCCGGUUGGUUCCCGGUUGCCGGAAGGUCUCGUUCCCAAACCUUCUGGAAGAAGCCACGGACUAUAUCUCCGCCUUGGAGAUGCAAGUGCGAACCAUGACGGCUCUAGCAGAAUUACUCUCCGGGGGUGCUCCGGCUGGUAUAGACGGUGGCGCGUUGAGUUGACCGCGCGCGUUGGUUACAACGCCUAGGCUAUAUUGCGCCAGGUGUUUCUUAUUUUUUUUUUUUUUAAUUAUAUCGUUUUUAAUGGUUUCCAGAUUCAUGUAUUUUUAUCGUGUACACUGUACAUGCCAUUUGCUUAUUCCUCCUUCUUUCGAGUUCCA
Messenger RNA from Vigna umbellata (rice bean), 902 nucleotides. Its product is annotated as transcription factor bHLH149. Gene Ontology annotation, biological process: regulation of DNA-templated transcription. Lineage: Eukaryota; Viridiplantae; Streptophyta; Magnoliopsida; Fabales; Fabaceae. Gene Ontology annotation, molecular function: protein dimerization activity. The record is from RefSeq and is a predicted model, not a curated record.